AUGCAUACUCACCCUUUCUCAUACAUAUCCUCUUGUCCUGGCAGCAGUGCCUUCUUGGAACCUCAUCAUCAUCAUCAUCAUCAAGAGGAUGUGGAUGAAGACUCCAUCUCUCUCUCUCUUGGUCCUCCUGGCCAACAACACAACCCCAAAGGUACUUCCUCCUCCUCCUCUAACCACCCUUCCACUCUGCACCAUUACCAGCAUAACCCUACCUCUGAUGACCAGAGAGGUGUCACUGUGGCCCUUCACAUUGGUCUUCCCAAUACCGCUUCAACAAUCAGUCCCACCCCCACUAGCAAGCCUGAUCUUCAUUUGACCUCGGCUCCCAUUCAGGGCCAGUACUGGAUCCCUUCUCCUGCUCAAAUCCUCAUUGGACCCACCCAGUUCUCUUGCACUGUCUGCAACAAAAUGUUCAACCGUUUCAACAACAUGCAGAUGCACAUGUGGGGACACGGUUCACAAUAUAGGAAAGGACCUGAAUCACUAAGAGGGGCAAAACCAGCUUCUUCAAUGCUGAGGCUUCCUUGUUAUUGUUGUGCUGAAGGUUGCAAGAACAACAUAGACCAUCCAAGGUCAAGGCCACUGAAGGAUUUUAGGACUCUUCAGACUCACUACAAGAGGAAGCAUGGAGCAAAGCCUUUUGGGUGCAGAAAAUGUGGCAAGCCUUUUGCUGUGAGAGGGGAUUGGAGGACACACGAGAAAAACUGUGGUAAGCUUUGGUUUUGCAUAUGUGGCUCUGAUUUCAAGCACAAGAGGUCUCUGAAAGACCAUGUUCGUGCCUUUGGUGAUGGCCACGCUCCACACACGGUGGAGAGUUGCGAUCAGAUUGGGGAGGAUGACUUGUUAGGUGAUGAAGAUGAUGAGGAAUUAGAAUUAGAAGAUGAUGAUGAAGAUUAUAACAGUAAUGAAGUGGUUUUUGACACCGAACCUUUGUCUGUUGUCUCUGAGAGAGAAGGGUGCGAGAAGAUGGAGACAAACAGUGAAAUGAAAGCUAAGGUUCUUGCAUUUAAUGCCAGAAGUGGCAGUCUUAUCUAA
Sphenostylis stenocarpa is the source of this 1035-nucleotide messenger RNA. Lineage: Eukaryota; Viridiplantae; Streptophyta; Magnoliopsida; Fabales; Fabaceae. The record is from the annotation of a GenBank genome assembly.